AUGAAGAAGGAGGCUGACAAGGCACCAGUGUCCGUGUUACUUGGUGCUCAAUGGGGUGACGAGGGCAAAGGCAAAAUUAUUGACUACCUCAUUGCCAAGGAUAAGGUACAAGUUGUGGCACGUUGUCAGGGAGGGAACAAUGCCGGACAUACGGUCGUUGCAAAUGGCCGAAAAUACGAUUUCCACAUUAUUCCAUCAGGAAUCAUAUCCGACAACUGUUUCAACAUCAUUGGCAACGGUACAGUGGUCAAUUUGGAUUCAUUUUUCCAAGAACUGACGCACAACAAGAUAACAAGUUUACCAGGUUGGGAGGAACGCAUACUGAUCAGUGAUCGAGCACACCUUGUAUGUGGCAUUCAUAUGCUCGUUGACGAUUACUCGGAGGAUAAGCUGAAAAUCAAUAAAAUCGGGACAACGAAGCGUGGCAUUGGCCCAACGUAUUCCAGCAAGUGCUUCAGGAAUGGGCUUAGAGUCGGCGAUCUUGUCCACGAUUUUUCUGCAUUUUCCAAGAAGUACGGUUAUGCCUUGUUCGAAGCACCAUUUUUCACCUAA
Molecule: messenger RNA, 552 nt
Organism: Gongylonema pulchrum
Lineage: Eukaryota; Metazoa; Nematoda; Chromadorea; Rhabditida; Gongylonematidae
Source: the annotation of a GenBank genome assembly